Molecule: messenger RNA, 3096 nt
Organism: Trametes versicolor FP-101664 SS1
Lineage: Eukaryota; Fungi; Basidiomycota; Agaricomycetes; Polyporales; Polyporaceae
Exons: 21
Coding region: 1-3096 (1031 amino acids)
Source: RefSeq, a predicted model, not a curated record
AUGCUCGCAUCUAGACCUCGCGACUUCGCCGACUGCUCGGACAUUGUCCCCGCUUCCUUGCAAAACCUGACGGACAUCCUCGGAUUACCGACCCCCACGGAGCCCCAUUACACCCACACCAACUCCGGAAUACGCAUUCAGCUCCCCCUCCGUUCCACGCAGACCACGGGCGUUUUCAUAGCUGCACUAGCAUGCCGAGACGAUUCAUCAAGUUAUUGGCAGGCGCUGGUCUUGAGGCAAAUCGACGGCGAACAUACAUACGAACGUAUCGGCCCGGGAUAUAGGGAGCAGUGGAUCAUCAUCGACGCUACCAGUCACGUUUCAUGGAAGUGCACGACCAUUUACAUCAAACGGGAGUGCGAACCCAGGGAUGUUCUUGAACGUGGUGUUGUGCAUGAAGACUUGUUAAAUUCAGUUAUUCGUAUAUACGAUAACACUCAAUAUCAGCAGGAGCAGACACCGGAGCAGCAGAGAGUCAGGUUGCCAUACUUGUCUUCGGCACUGGCUGAUGUGAUAUACGGCAUCCCCAUGUUCAAUCGGUACUCCGAUGCAAGAAUUCCCUCGCUACCAUUAUGGUGCACCGAACUGGCCUCCACGGACCGGAAGGAACCAAUAUCCACAGAUAUCUUGAGGAUACUGUUGUGCGACUCGGAAGCCUUAUUGUAUCAAUUUAUGCACUCAAUACCAGGUUACAUUUACGGAGAAAUGGAGUGGAAGAAAACUUUGCAAAAAUGUGCCGAGGACCUUGAGUGGCUCAAAUCAGGUCUGGUUGCCUUUUACAUGAAUAAUAACGCAAGUAUCGACCUCGCCUCCAACAUUCUGAGGGCCGAGCGCUCCGAACAGGGGUCCAGUGGCGUAGAGAUUUACAGCCAUAAACAGAUACCAUUGGAUGAACUUGUGCAGAGAGACCUGUGCAAAUUCGUUCUAGAUAUCUACCAUCCAACUCAGCCUCAAUUGAGUAUGGGCCCGGUGAUCGAUGAUUGUUACUCACAGGAAAUUGAUGAUCCUGACAUACGGAAGCUUUGGAAGAAGAUGGGAUGGCACCGGUCAAUCGAAUCCCGUACAUUUGCACUUAAUCUCUACCAUUACUGUAUCGACUUGGAACGUGGAUCACGACCCACCCUUGGAAGCAGAGUAUCCAUCACGGCAUCACAGCUGCCUGGGCUUCAAGACAGUUUGCUUUCCGGCUCGGACACGGACAUGGGGCGGGGUAUCACACUUCAAGAAGCAGCACAGGAUGCCUGGGCCCUCACAGAAGCUAUUGAUGUCCGGAUUGACGGCUUCAUCGAUAUUGAGGAUGUGAACCAGUUCACAUCCUCAAAGCCCGAAUGUAUCACACUCAUGCAGUGGAUCGCAUACUCUGUGUACGGUUCGACAUUCACCACGCAUAUAUACUGCCUACGCAUCGAAUCAAUCAUCACGAGGAUCCCGGAACUCGAACCCGCAGAGGAAAACCGUGAGGUCGCCGUUGGGUACAUGGACAGGUGGUUACCCCGUGUUGUGGCGCUCUUGCAAGACAUUCGAGUGCCGAAUCCAACCGUACAGCAUGAGGAGCAGCUCCUCGAGCUGACACGCACAAUUAUGACGAUCCAAGAGAACAAGAUCAAUGCUGAACUAACACUGCUCAACUAUGAGUCUUAUGAAGGCUCUCACAAUUUUGAGAGAAUCAUGAGCACCUCCAGUGAUCGUGGAUGCCUGCAAUAUCCAAUUUCUGACAUAGAACAGAGACUCCUUCCGACUUUAUAUCUGGUCCUGAAACACCACUACGCUAUUCUCUCAAUCGCUCAGGAAUAUGUCUUGGAGAAGUUUGCCCUGUCCAGAGCCUCUGAGACGAUGAAGACCAUCUGGUAUCUGGUGGAUUCACGUCUGAAUCACCUCCGUAGCAGACAACUUUCAACUCCAGGGAUCGAUGAGACCAUGCAAUUGUUGAUGCGCCGCAUGAAGGAGUUGAAGAAGUACGACCCCAAGUUCCAGGCGAAUACAUCAUUCGAUGUCGACGAGUCGCUGUUCCUUUCCGUCACAAGUCUAGCUGGAUACCGACUCCGUGUGGUGAAAUCCUACCGAAAGCGAUUGGGAAUCACGCUAGUACCCUCGGUCGUGGAUGAUCAGGUGGAGCAGUGCCUGGAGAUCAGUGGUACCGCAGGUGUAAUGGACCAGGAACAUGAAGCCGUCGAACAGUGUGUCUAUGACGAUAUUGGUGAUGGCGGAGAUGACGUGGAUUACUGCUCGCCAUGCUACGAGAGUCUGGAAUUGCUCCCCCCACCAGACGUAUCCGGGUCUGAUGCUCAUAUCUCCUACCAAUUCCUGAGGAUAGAACAAGAUAUCGAGGCCAUUGGCGACGACGAUGUCUUAGACAGGAUAUUCGGGCGUCCAGGAUGGCAUCUAGCUAACUGGGCGGAAGGGCCAGAACUCUCUGAAGACGACUAUGACUUCGACAACGAGUUCUAUCCACUUCUUGAGCAUUGUCUCUCUGCUUCAGAAGACGUCAACCAGCGACUCAUGCACGCCGUGUCCGCCUACUGGAAACAGCGCAGAAAUUUCGACCACAGACAAACUAUGCCGGAGCUUUCAGAGCUUUCCGCCUUCCCGAAGGAGAUAGUGGAAUAUGUGACGUCUCAUUGCUUCGUCCGGCAGGCGGGGUCCGCAGACGCCCGAAGAAAGGGGAAAAUAACCUCAUCGCAUGCGCAGACUGUCCUGAUAUCUACGGCUCGGACACUUGUAGAAACUGCCGAGCUCGUGUAUCCGACUCAGAAUCCCUAUUCGGAUGUCUCAGCUGUACGGCCAACGAUCACCCCUACACAUAUUCUGCUCGUCCUGUCCAAGAAGCCUGGGCUCGCGGCUGACAAGGACUUCGAGAGGACCUCUCAUGCGAACACAGCGAAGUCGCUCAAGAACGCUCAAGUGGUCAUAGAGAACCUGACAAAGAAAUCAGAGACGACAGAAACCCAGAUGGCGCAGAUAAAGGAGAAAAUGGCACAGAUGGAGGCGGACAUGGAUGCCAGAAUUGCAAGGAUGGAGGCGGACAUGGAGAAGAGAUUGGCUCAAAUGAACGCGGUGAAGAGCGCGGAGAGAGCGCGGAGGGAGGAUGACUUUUAG